This is a messenger RNA of Trichomonas vaginalis G3, 726 nucleotides long. Its product is annotated as glycine-rich protein family. The record is from RefSeq and is a predicted model, not a curated record. The coding region runs from base 1 to 726 and encodes 241 amino acids. The transcript has a single exon. NCBI's taxonomy places the organism in Eukaryota, Parabasalia, Trichomonadida, Trichomonadidae.
AUGAUCAAAGGUGGAUACGGCGGUGGGGGCAAUACGUUCAAUUACUGGAUGUCUGAAAGCAAUUUUGGAGCAGGGAGCGGCGGUGGCCAAACCGCUGUCAAAUUUUUACAAAACGAUUUAUGGCACCGAGUAAUUGUAAGCGGUGCUGGGGGAGGAUCUGAUAAUUCCAUUGAUAAUGAAGUAUUUAACGGCACGGACGAUGGAUCAGGUGGUGCUGGAGGGGGAUUAGUUGGACAAGGAUAUUGGAUGAAUGGAGUUUAUCAAUCUGACAGAUUGGCAAAUUCCACUUAUGGCUUCACUUUUGGUUUUGGAGAAUCCGCUCAAAAAGAUCGAUCCUUAAAUCCAGAUGGAGUUAUCCCUGCCGAAGGAGGUUAUGAUAGACCUGGUGCGGGAGCAGGAUGGUUUGGUGGUUUUGCUGGACAGAAGGGAAAUGCUGGCUCUGGUGGAGGAAGCUCUUGGGCUUUGUGUUCUGACGCAAUUAUUCCAAAAGGAAAUAUUUAUGCAAAUGGUACGUUUUAUAAUGAAACCCAAAAUUUUCCAUAUGCAUUCAAGUUAACAGAUGGAUAUGUUUUUAGAAAUGUAAAAACAGCAUCUGGAGUUUGGGAAGGCAAUGGAAGACUUAUUAUUACAGUUCUUGAAAACUUUCUUGUUCUUUCUUGUCAAUUAAGAAGCAAUUUCAAAUUAAUCUAUGAUGCUCUAUUUGCUAUCCUUACACAAACCAAUUAA